AAAAGAAGCUACUCUCCCUUUCUCAUAAGGCAACUAUUCAAAACGGCGCCGUUUCUAUGUCCCGAAAUAGGCAUUUCAUUGGAUUUUUCUGGGUCCUGCCUCCUAAGCCGAAGUUGGGUUCUCUCAGCUGCUGGGUUUUCGUUCUUUCUGUCAACCACCUGCUGCUCUCUGCAAUCCUUGUGUUGCGUCCCUUGUUUGUUUCUUAGGAAUUUCAGAAGAUUAAUUUUUCCUACAGAUAGUCACUGCAACAAAUUGAAAUUAUAAUUUUAAUUUCCCCUAUUUUCAUUUUCCUCCCCGUUUUUUGGAUUCUCAAACAACCAGAUAGUAGAACUUAGCUCUGGUGGUGGACAUGAGCCCUAGAAAAUAAUGGGCAGCAGUAGUCAAUUGCUCCUUUCAGCGACUUGCUUUUCCACUCCUUUCAGCAAUGAUGGGUUUUUGUGCUGCAACAGCAAUAGACUUGCAGCAACAUCAUCAUUAUCAUCCACAGCCAAAUGGCAACAAAUUUACGAACGAUUGUCAUCAUCAUCAUCACCAUCGCAAUCAUCUGUUGUCGUAAGAAACCCCACUUCUCCAUUUCAUUUUCUGGUGCCAAAUCAUGGCUCCAACAAUAACAACAACAACAAUGAUGGCGGUAAUGGUGGUGGUGGUGGUGGUUGGAAUUCCUCCUGGGGUUCGAAUUGGAAUUGGGGCUGGUGGGGUAAUGAGGAAAAUGCCCUUUUCAUUUUCUUCUGCUCCCGUGUGCUCCAUGAACACGGUUCUGAGACUGCACACAAGCUUAGGGCAGUUUUGUUGUUCGUCUUUUCGGUUUUGUAUAGCUUCUUCCAUUUUCAAUUGGAUACGGCGCUGUCCAAGGAGAAAGAGGAGGAGGGUGUUUGGGAAGUGAGAGGAGGCAAGUGGCAUAAGAUAAUCCCGGAUUCUUCCAAGGACGAAUUUCUUGUUGUUACACCUUGGAUUGGAGCUGUUGGUGCUCCCAAGUCCUCGACACUUCCCAAUUUGUGGCUACAAUGCAAGGAGCUCUUUCUGCGUUUAAUGCUGCCGGAGGGCUUUCCACACAGCGUUACCUCGGAUUACUUGGACUACACCCUAUGGAGGGGUGUGCAGGGUGUUGCCAGCCAAAUUAGCGGAGUCCUUGCCACCCAAGCCUUGCUUUAUGCGGUUGGAUUGGGGAAAGGGGCCAUUCCGACUGCCGCUGCAGUCAAUUGGGUACUCAAAGAUGGAAUCGGCUACCUCAGUAAAAUCCUCUUGUCAAAAUAUGGCCGGCAUUUUGAUGUCCAUCCCAAGGGUUGGAGGUUGUUUGCCGAUCUUUUGGAAAAUGCUGCCUAUGGAUUGGAGAUAUUGACUCCUGCCUUUCCUCAUCAAUUUCUCCUAAUUGGUGCUGUUGCCGGAGCAGGACGAUCAGCAGCUGCGUUAAUCCAGGCUUCUACGAGGAGCUGUUUCUAUGCUGGCUUUGCUGCUCAAAGGAAUUUUGCUGAGGUAAUUGCAAAGGGCGAGGCUCAAGGAAUGGUGAGCAAAUCCAUUGGUAUCAUGCUUGGCAUAGCAUUAGCUAAUUGCAUAGGCUCCUCUGCACCUCUUUCCUUUGCUUCUUUUACUGUGGUAACUGCGGUCCAUAUGUUCUGCAAUUUGAAGUCAUACCAAUCCAUUCAAUUAAGGACUUUGAAUCCAUACCGUGCAAGUUUAGUCUUCAGCGAAUAUCUGCUUAGUGGCCAAGUUCCUUCAAUUAAGGAGGUUAAUGAAGAGGAACCACUUUUUCCAGUUGUACCCCUUCUUAAUGCAAAGCCUACUUAUAAAGCACAAUCAGCAGUACUAUCCACUGAAGCCAAGGAUGCAGCUGCUGAAAUAGAGCGGCGGUUGCAGUUGGGAUCCAAGCUCAGUGAGGUAGUUAGCAGCAAGGAGGAUGUGCUUGCACUGUUUGAUCUGUACAGAAAUGAAGCUUAUAUUUUGACUGAGCACAAGGGACGAUUUUUUGUGAUACUUAAAGAAAGUUGCUCACCACAGGACAUGCUGAAAUCAGUGUUCCAUGUCAAUUAUCUUUACUGGUUGGAAAGAAAUGCAGGAAUCAUAUCUAUGGGUGCCUCUGAUGAUUGCAGACCUGGAGGCAGGCUGCAGAUAUCUUUAGAGUACGUGCAAAGAGAAUUCAACCAUUUAAAAAAUGACAGCGAGUUUGUAGGUUGGACCACUGAUGGGCUCAUUGCAAGGCCUCUGCCUAAUAGGAUCCGUCCGGGUCAUGUUGCCUCCACUCCGGCAAGCUAAUAUAUAAAUCGAAGGCUGUUCCCUUGUGUUAUCACUUGCAUGACUCCCCAUGUGCCAGAAAAUGCUUUGUGAUCAUUGCCCGGCUACCUAUAUCGUUCCAUUUCCUCUUUUGUGAAGAUUGUGAUUAGAGAGUUCUGGUUGGGAAAUACAGAAUGGUAAAACCUUGAGGCUGUGACCUGCCAAAGAAGGCAGGCUUGUGACUUCCUCUGGACGUGGUUGGGUGGCAAUUGGAAGGUGCUGAUCAUUGAGUCGGUAGAGAAAGACACCCUUGCCUUGGAAAUCAUUAAUUGUUCAUCUAGACAUUAAUACAUUGAUUCCUCCAUUAACAAAACUAGACCCUGCAACAUCUUUGCAAAGCAUAUACAUGUUGGAUCUUAAAAGUUCAUUUUCCAUGCUAACAUGUCAAGACUAGUGCUGCAUCAAGCACCAUUCUGUCUUGAUCUGUUUGGUUUUUUGCAAUAAAAAGGGAUGGUAUCAUUUCAUUAUUCUCUCUAGGAAAA
Messenger RNA from Vitis riparia (riverbank grape), 2750 nucleotides. RefSeq names its product protein root UVB sensitive 1, chloroplastic. The transcript is spliced from 7 exons. The record is from RefSeq and is a predicted model, not a curated record. The coding region runs from base 367 to 2250 and encodes 627 amino acids. Gene Ontology annotation, cellular component: chloroplast envelope. NCBI's taxonomy places the organism in Eukaryota, Viridiplantae, Streptophyta, Magnoliopsida, Vitales, Vitaceae. Gene Ontology annotation, biological process: response to UV-B; developmental process.